Molecule: messenger RNA, 1470 nt
Organism: Pipistrellus kuhlii (Kuhl's pipistrelle)
Lineage: Eukaryota; Metazoa; Chordata; Mammalia; Chiroptera; Vespertilionidae
Product: zinc finger protein 709-like
Exons: 1
Coding region: 1-1470 (489 amino acids)
Biological process (GO): negative regulation of transcription by RNA polymerase II
Molecular function (GO): DNA-binding transcription repressor activity, RNA polymerase II-specific
Source: RefSeq, a predicted model, not a curated record
AUGGAGUCAUUGGUCCCUGAAGAUGUGAUUGUAAAGUUCAAUCAGGAGGAGUGGGCUUUACUAAAUCCUUCACAGAAAAAACUCUAUAGAGAUGUAAUGUGGGAAACCGCCAGGAACCUGGCUUCAAUAAAUAUAAAAUGGGGAGAUCAGACCAAAAACCAGGGGGAAAAACAAAGAAUUCUUGGGUCAACAGAGAUCUGUGAAAGCAAAAAGGUUAGUCAGUAUGGAGAUAAUGUCAGCUUUAUGCCAAGUACCAAUCUGAACAACAAAUUUGUUCCUGAAGUAAAACUCUAUGAAUGUAGGAUAUGUGGGAAAAUCUUCACAGAUCAUUCAUCUCAUAAUAGGCACAUUAGAUUGGGACAUAAGCUCUCUGAGUAUCAGAAAUAUAAAGAAAACCCAUACAAAUGUAACAUAUGUAAGCAAGGCUUUACUUCCCUUCGGUCUAGGGGAAGACAUGAAAGAACUCACAAGGAAAAGAAAACCUAUAAAUGUAAGACAUGUGGAAAAACCUUAAUGGGAUUCAAAUUGCUUCGAAGUCACAUGAUCACACAUACUGCAUAUGCUCGUAAGCGGAAGGCUUGUGAGAAAAACGUUAGUUCUUCAACUUCUCUUCAAGAGAGAACCCACACUGGAGAGACCCUCUCUCAGUUGAAACACUGUAGAACCCCCCCCGGAAAUUACCAAAGUUUUCAAAUACAUGAAAGAAGUCACACUGAAGAGAAACGCUACAAAUGUAAGGUUUGUGGAGAGGCCUUUGGACAUGACACGUCCUUAAAAAUACACAAAUUGAUGCACAGGGCAGAAAAGCCCUAUACAUGUAAGGAGUGUGGGAAGGCAUUAAAACGAUACUCUUCCUUACAAAAACAUGAAAAGCUUCACACAGGAGAGAAACCCUAUGAAUGUAAGCACUGUGGCAAAGCCUACAUUAAUCGCAACUCCCUUGGGGCACACAUGAAGAUACAUACUGGAAAUAUUCUUUAUCAAUGUAAGGAAUGUGGGAAAGUAUUUGUUUACCUUAGUUGGUGUCAUAGACAUGAACAAAUGCACACUGGAGAGAAACCCUAUAAAUGUAAGCAAUGUGGUCAAACCUAUAGUCGUUAUAGUUCCUUAGAAAUACACGAAAGAAAGCAUACAGGAGUGCAGCCUUUUACAUGCAAGGAAUGUGGUAAAGCCUUUACUUAUAAAAAAAACCUUCAGAUCCAUUUGAAGGUGCACACUGGAGAGAUACCCUAUAAAUGUAAAGAAUGUGGUAAAAUCUAUAAAGAUUAUCGCUCCUUUGAAAUACAUGAAAGAAUUCAUACAGGAGAGAGGCCAUUUAAAUGCAAGGAAUGUGAUAAAGCCUUCUCUUCUAGAAAAGUCCUUCGGGGCCAUGUGAAAAUUCACACUGGAGAGAGACAAUAUGAAUGUAAAGAAUGUGGGAGAACCUAUGUUAGUAGCAUUUCUCUUCAAAGGCAUAUGAAGACUCACUGA